CCAUGAAACUGUAAACAUGGCAGCGCCCAUAGCGGAGUGAACAUUGCAAUGUUUACACUGAUAUUUUGGCUGCAUUUAAUGAAUAUUUAACAAAUUCAUAAUGGAUAUGGAUUCUAUACGACCAGGACUUUUUCUUGGAAGUUUAGACAGCAUAAAAAAUGUCAGUUUUUUGACCGAUAUGGGAAUAAAACAUGUGUUAUCUAUUAUGAGUGAGAAACCUGAAAUGUCCCAAGAAAUUGUUCAAAAGUUUGUUCAAGUUGACGAUGAUCCAGAGGCGAAUAUACUACAAUUUUUACCAGAGUGUACAGAAUUUCUUAAUCAUGGGUUGCAGAAAGGAGGAGUUCUAGUUCAUUGUUAUGGAGGUGUAUCAAGAAGUGCAUCAGUUGUUACAGCGUAUCUAAUGGAAAAAGAGUGUAUUAAUGUAGAGGAAGCUGUAUACGAGGUUAAGAAGAGCAGAAGUGCUGUGAUGCCAAAUGAUGGAUUUAUGACUCAGUUACAGCUGUACCAUAUGAUGGGAAACAGAAUAGACCAAACCGAUCCAAGAUAUAAACGAUUCUGUUUAGUUCAAUGGGCUAAGAAAGUCAGAUAUUUUCUUAUAAAUCAUGUCUUUGAAGUUGGUAUUGAGGAACCACAACACACUUUGGCAGACGACCCACAGCAUAGCUCAACCACGCAAGAAGUGAUAUUCAAGUGCAGGAAAUGCAGGAGGGUGUUGAUCUCAAGAGAGAAUGUCAUUGGACAUGACCAGGGAACAGGUCAAGAGGCUUUCAAGUGGCACAAACGGAGCUCACCUGUUGAAGUGGCCAGCGACCCCACAAGGCAAUCCACAUGCACUUCACUGUUUAUUGAACCAGUUUCAUGGAUGAAAUCAGCAGUAGUUGGCACCAUACAGGGAAAGAUUGCUUGUCCGAAAUGUUCAGCAAAAAUUGGCUCAUUCAACUGGUCUGGUGAACAGUGUUCCUGCGGAGCCUGGGUAACACCGUCAUUCCAGGUACAUCUCAAUAAACUCGACAAAGUCAUUCAAUGUCCAAUACCCCAAGCACAACCUUUGAGUUGAGAUAUGUCAAGACACUUGUUGCUUCUCCAUGGCACGGUAUGUGUUAAGCAAGAAUAUUGAGGACUGUUUAUAGAUCUAAAGUCAAAACACAGAAUAAUACACAAAAUCAAUAUAUUUUAUAUACUCUUUAAAUAACUGAUUUCUUCUCUUGCCCUCCAUCAUUCAUAAAUUUCCCAUCUUGAUUUAGUAUGGGAUUUUUGUCACUGUCAGGUUAAUUGAAACAUUGUUUUGCAACUGUUUUUAUAUUUUAUAUAAUCUGUCUUUGGAAAAUGAAUUUCACGUGUUUUAUGAACAUGUAAAUAUAUGGCGAAUAAAUGAAAUCUUUAACUCCUGUUAACUAGCCAAUCUGGUAAAGGAAUACUUCAGUAGUAAUUUUUGAAUGUACUGUAUAGGCCUACAACAUACUGGGUCACAACCAUGGAAUUAUGGCAUUCAAACUAAAAUUACAGCAACUGUAUAAGCUAUUGAUUGGCUACUUGGCUACAACCAAUGUUUUAUUUCCUCCAUGCUACAACUAACUGAACAUGGUUUUGACAAUUAGACCCACUGGUGUAUAUGUGUAAUAAAAGAAUUUCUGUAUCUGUACAAUAAAACAAUAGUUCAAUAAAAAGCAAGGUUUUAUUGAGUAAAUGGAACAUUUUAAUAAACUUUGCUCUACUAUAUAAUUAAAUUCAAUUUAGAAAUGAAAAUAAACACUCUUCUAUAAUUA
Molecule: messenger RNA, 1766 nt
Organism: Anneissia japonica
Lineage: Eukaryota; Metazoa; Echinodermata; Crinoidea; Comatulida; Comatulidae
Product: dual specificity protein phosphatase 12-like
Exons: 7
Coding region: 101-1057 (318 amino acids)
Biological process (GO): protein dephosphorylation
Cellular component (GO): nucleus
Molecular function (GO): protein tyrosine/serine/threonine phosphatase activity
Source: RefSeq, a predicted model, not a curated record